Toxoplasma gondii ME49 is the source of this 1094-nucleotide messenger RNA. RefSeq lists its product as hypothetical. NCBI's taxonomy places the organism in Eukaryota, Apicomplexa, Conoidasida, Eucoccidiorida, Sarcocystidae. The transcript has 4 exons. Bases 212 to 601 code for a protein of 129 amino acids. The record is from RefSeq and is a predicted model, not a curated record.
AUGUCUUUCACUUACCGAACUGUUUGCAUGUUGCUCUAUUUAGGCUCCUGUUGCUUUCUGGUCGUUCGCAGUUUCCACCGUGUCUUUCCUUGAAAGUCUGUACAUACAUCGUGUUGCCUGUGAUACCCCGGCGUCAACUCAAGGCCGCGUGCUGUUUCAGAAGACAUUUUUGUCGAAAACUCUUCCAUUUUUCAGAGCAGAACGGUCCAAAAUGGCGUCCCUCGUCCAACCGGCUCGUUUCUUGGAUGCCGCGGUCAUGGGGCUCUUCGCCAUGGUGCUUUCUGCUCUGAUGCUGUACAUGUUCGGCGAAUUCUGGAACCUGUCUCAAGAUCCGCGGUUCAGUCAGUGGAAAAUUGGUUUUUUCAUGCAAAAACUCUUCCCCUUCAAGAGAAAUUUCGACUUCAACCUUACCCACAUCCUCCUCUUCACCGUCUGCGUCCUCUUGCUUAGCUUCCGUCCGGACUACGAACUCCUGCCUCCUGAGCAACAAGCUCAGUACCGCGGCCACGGCUGCUGCUCGCUGAAUGCCGGCUCUUCAGAGGAGCCUCAGCAGCAGGCCGAGGGCAGCCAUUACGCGAAGGAAGGAAAGAAGAAGCACUGAAGAUGAAAAACGAGGGUAUUUUUUGGAACUGGCGUAGGUUUGCACAGGCAGGCAAGAGCAGACCAAGAGAGGAACAAACAGGACAGGACCAGGAAUCUCGAGUUGUGUGAACUGGUGAUGGUAUUCGACGAGUUGCCUCGAGUUACACCCAGAUCGACUGCCGACGCACGUAGAAGAGGGGAAAGCAGAGGGGAGGUGCGGGUGUGAUCACAUAUCCUUUCACCCAAGUAGAUGGUGGUGUUUUCUCGAUAUGUCUGCCCGGAAAGUCUUUAAACGUUAGGAUAUGCAGAGACGCGCGGGUUCAUUCUCCGUGCGCAGCGCCAUUCCAUUUUCUACGCUGUAGAGAAUCUCGCGUUCGAUUGUUUUGUUCCGAAUGUCCUCGUCUCGAUCUGUGCGACUUUGGCUUUUUCCUGGUCCCGUUCUGUUGUUCAUGCUCCCUUUCCUGCCUUGUUGAGGACUGUAGAGUCACUACCGCAAUCGCGGAGAGCAGGCG